AUGGACCCAAAGAGGCGUAAUCUCCAAGAGAUUUGGGGCUCACGAUACCAAGUCGACAAGCUCCAUGCUACGGGGUAUACUGGCAGCGGUAUCUGGAUUGGAGUGGUUGAUACCGGUGUGAGUUUAUCUCCUUGUCUUUAUACGCCUUGCGUGUCGGCCCUGGGUGGCUGCUUCGGCUCGGGCUGUCGGGUUGCCUUGGGGGGCGCUUAUGAUGGAGUCAUCAUCGAGUCUAACCCUAUGGACUUCCAUGGCCACGACAGCAUUGUUGCUAGCAUCCUGGUUGGCUACAGCAAAGAGCAUGGCUUCGUUGGUGUUACACCGAAUUGA
Metarhizium acridum CQMa 102 is the source of this 327-nucleotide messenger RNA. The record is from RefSeq and is a predicted model, not a curated record. NCBI's taxonomy places the organism in Eukaryota, Fungi, Ascomycota, Sordariomycetes, Hypocreales, Clavicipitaceae.